UUGUCAAAGUUUGGCAUCUCUCCUCCUCCUCCUCUCGUAUCUUUUCUCUUUCAUUUAGCCAAUAACUGUAAACUUUCCUGUAAACUGCCUCUACUCAGACCUCUCCACCACUCUUCUUUUCUUCUUCGGUAGAUUCUUCUUCUUCUCUUUCUUCCCUAAAUCUAGAAUUCUACUUGUUUUUUUCUUCUCUUCUUGUCGGUGGAUUUGCUUAGUCUCAAAGUCUUUGAUUAGUCUUCUUCUCUGACAGACCUAACUGAGAUUGAUCUGUAGGUGUUUUGUCUGAAAAAAGGUACAAGCUUGGAGUUAAGGAUAUUUAUUUCGAGUUAUGUCUGGAAACCAACAGCCUCAGAUCAGCAUGCCUACAUGGCGGUGCAGAGAUUUCAAUGCUGCUAUACCAAUCAAGAAGAGGAAGUACUUUGUGUUACCGGAGGAAUCAUCUUUGGAAAAAAAUACACAACUUAAUGAGCAAGGUGGUGAUACUAGGAGUGCUUUGGAUUUGAAUUCAUCUGAUGCGCAUGUACAUCAGACAUUGAUUGGAAAUAUAAUCCCUUCGGUUCCGUCUGUUUCUGUGGGAAAAGUUGCUGAUAAAACGGAGAGUAUUGGGAGCCUAGUUGUUGACCAAACUAGAGUGAAAGCUGAAGAGCCUAAUAUUCCACCAAUUCACUCCAGUCCCUUGGCAGGCUCUGUGGUCCCUUUCAGUUCUAAGUUGAAUGUAGAACAAACUGUUCUUAAGACCCAUGACAUUGUUAGUAAGGGAGAGUGUCAAACAGAAGCAUCUGCUGGGCUGCUAAGUUGUAAACCUUCAGCACCUCAUGUCACAGAUUCUAUUCCUACUUGUACUAGUUCUGGCAAUCUCAGUGGUGUGAACAGAUCAAAUUGGGAUUUGAAUACUACCAUGGAUGCUUGGGAAGAUGGUCUAGAUCGCAAGACUAGAGUUAAGACAACUGGUUCUUUCUUUGACAGUAGUUGCCCUGACAUAGAGACAUCAAGUUGUGGUGAUACGACUGUUAUUGCAAAGCCAGUUUCUGAAAAACUGAAGGAAAGUUUAGAAUUUAAAUCUCCUACAGUGACUUCGACGCAGUUUGAUCGUCAGGUUGUUCCCACAUGUUCGCUAAGUCUAGGCCUCAGGUCAUUUCCUCCUAUUGAGAAGUCUCCUUCUCUAUCAGCCACCACAUCGGAGGCAAGAGUUGCCUGCACAAGUGUUUCUAGACCAAUAAUGGCUGCUGAUAAUGUGAACUCUGUAAAUCUUAGGACUGUGAAGUCAGAAGUCGUUGAAGAGAGUGCUCAAGCUUCUCCAAUUAACAGGAUGAAAGAGGAGGUCGUUGGCAGUUUGAAUCCAGUGGAUUCUAGAUCAAUAAAGGCUGAGCCAAAUAACUUCAUUCAGUCCAAAGUUUUCAAUAGGAAAGAUGGAACGUUGAAUCUUCCCCAUAGACCAAUGAUGCAAUCAAAUGAGAUCCUUGAUAUACUUGCAAGUUUUGCGCCAAAUCAGAAGGAUACAUAUAUACCUCAUCCCAGUGGUGUCAGCAAUGCGCCAAUGUCCAUGAAUGGAAUGACAAGAAGUCCAGGCCAGAGUUCUGAUCUCGGUGUAGUUCACAUGGCUAAUGCACGUUCUGGUCAUGGAGAAGAGAACCUCAAUGCAUCAGAUGUGAAUGUUUCCGUGACUGAAGAUAAAACUCUAGAUGAUUGCAAAACCUCUCCUGGAGCUAAUGAACUUUCUACAAGUGGUGAAGAAAAGGUUAUUUUAUCCGGUAAGGAGCUAAGGGAAAAGUUGUACAGUUAUGAGUUUGAACCAGAGUGUGGUAAUGACCUAACUAGAGUACUAAAGAAGCAAGUGGAGAAAAGAAAUUUGUAUGACGACGAGAAGGUCCAAAGAUCACCUGCCAUGUUUGCAGAAGGUAAUAGACAUGCUGAGUGUGGUGGUUCUGAAACGGAACAAAGGGAUGAAAAAGAGAGUCAAGCUGCACUUCUUAGUAAUACAGGUGUGUCUACAUUGUCAGGUGGGAAGGUUGAUAACCCUGAAACAGUAGAUAACAUCAGUCCAGCUUCAUACAAAGCAGAAAUGUCCACUAUUGACAAUGAUCCUCCUCCUGCGGAGUCUAGUGAAGGUAGUCAGAGUCGGUUCAAGACACUAGAUGCUUCAGACAGCUUUGUGCCAUUGCGAAUGGAAAGAGAGAGGUUGUCUGAUUUCUCACUUGAACAGAGGAAAUAUCUCUCGAGAGGGAGUGAUGAUGAUUCCUACAAAUUCUCGCGUGAGAGGUACCAUGGCAAAACUAUGAGAAGCCCAAGGCUAAAUUUCAUGCCUGACAGAAGGAGAUUUUCUGAUAAUACAGAAAGCAAUUUGCAGGACAGGGAUACAAAAAAUUUUGAGUCCAACGACUAUGGAAACACUCGUCGUGGUGGUGGUGGUUUUAUGAGUAAUUCCUAUAGAGGCAGACGGUCUGCAAAUGAUGAAGCCACUCCUUUCCCCCACUCCUUCACGAGAAGAAGUCAUGGCUUUAAAGAGGAUGCAUCUGCGUUUCACGGGUUUAGAGAUUGUGAAAAGUUUACUAGAGGAGGACAGUCCAACGACACGGAGCCAAUGUUUAUGAGCCAGCCACGUCCGUAUCAAGGUCGGAAUAGUUUUGCUAGAGGAAGAACAACUUUUUCAAACAACCACAAACGAGAUUUUCCUGGAUAUCGUUCAAGAUCUCCAAUUAGAUCAAGAGAACGAUCAGCUGGACCGUCCUCGUCUUUCAGGAACAGAUCACAGGAAGAUUUUAAUGGGCAUACAGAGUUUUCUCAUAGGAGAUCACCCUCAGGUUAUAGAAUGGGGAGGGUAAGCUCUCCUGAACAUUCUGGUUAUCCAAGGGAGAUGGUUGGCAGAAGGCAUGAUUCUCCUCCGCCUUACUCUCAUAGACCAUCAAAUGCUGGAAGGGGACGAGGUUUUGCCAGAGGGAGAGGGUAUGCAAGGGGGAGAGGUUAUGGAAGAGAUGGAACCUUUUUUAGGAAACCAUAUGAUCGUGUUGUACAUAGAAACUAUAACAACGUGGAUCCUCGAGAGAGGGUGGACUACAGUGAUGAUUUCUUUGAAGGACCGAUUCAUUCUCAGCGAUUUGGUGGUGAUGGUAAUGUUGAGAGAAGACAAUUUGGUUAUAGACAUGAUGGUAUGAGCUCUUUUAGACAAUCCUAUAGCAGUGAUGGUUGUGGACCUACUAAUGUAGAGGAUGGUUCUGAUGAUGUGAGGUAUGGACAGGACCCUGGUAUUGAGAUGGUUAAAGAACAAGGGGUAGAUGGAAAAGAUAAGACAUCAACUGAGAAUGCAUCUGGAAGAAGUAAGAUUAUGGAAGAGGAGGAAACUUCAAAGUACAGUGAGAUUUGGCAACGGGGUGAGCUUGGCGGUGACGGGUUUUAGAAGAAGGAUUAGUAUUCAGUUUGCGUGAACGUUCUGAGACCAGGGAGAUUUGAGUGAUAGAAACCAGAUACCAAACGAGAGAGCUCUGUGAUUUUGCCACGGACGAGGCUGAUAACAGUGGGCAUUCAAGGGACACUCUGCUAUGUCCUGUGUUGUGUUAAAGUUGCGAAUUGGUCAUUGCUUGGCUGUGUAAAUACAGCACUUCGCUGGCGGUGUCAUCUAGAUUUAGUCGCCUUUCGUGAUGUGAUUCAGAUUUGGCCGUAGCACUGUAAGUGAAUGGAUAAACAAGUAAAGGAAGAUGGUGCUGUGUAAAUAUAUGUGGAUAUUUUUCAGGCUUGCUCGCACUCAGGUGGUUUAAGCAGAAGUAGAACGUGACUGAUAUAAUAGAUAUGAGGCGAGGAACGACUAGGGUGAGACGCUUACCUCUUGUCGAAAUACAGGCCAGGCUUUGAGCCCAACAAAACUUUACCGACGAAAAAAACAGGUUUUGAUGAAUGAGUCUCUUUGCCAAAGCACCAGAGUGCAAAACUCUAAGUAACCGCCACGAUGUGGUUGAGCCAUGACUGUUUUUGGCUUAAAACAUUCACUUUCAUCUGCCAGUGACCAGAUAAUGAAUUCUUCUAAAGAUAACUUCAUCAGUUUAGCUGUAGGACAGCCAAGAGGAUUAGUAAGUACACAUCUUUGUGGAACUUGAAGUAUAAGCUAAACCAAGCCUGCUUGAAAUGUUGAAACAACCGCUGAUUAUAUGCUGGUAGAACUGGGUUUACUGGCCAUGAAAAAAAAAAACACACACUGGAAACUGCUAAAGGUGUACCAGCCAUUUGGGUCUACUGGUUUGGUAAUGGUUCCUCAUUUUUCUCAUUUAAGUGAGUUCUAACUUCGAAUGUACAAUCUCACUCAAGGAAAGGAAUAUUUCUGAUUGACGCUUAUGCUUUCUCCAGCCUAGGCAUCUGGAUGAGUCAUGCCAUGGAACUUUAGCAUGGUAUAAUCUGUAUAUGCUGUUAAUGAGGGCAUAAAGUUUUGGGAACUAGGAGAGAGUCCAGCAUUCUGAUUUGGAAACGUGUCUGAGUUUGUAUUUACUUCUUGUUUCUGAGACAAGAGAUUGAAGUUUUUAGAGGAUGGUGUAUUAAGAGUGAUGAGAGACCACGUCUUAAUCUUGACAAGGUUAACAUAUCUGUCAGCGUACAUGUAAUCUGAUCCUUAAUGGAUCUACUCAAAGCAACAGGUUAUAAUGUUGUGGAAUGUGUAUGAUAUAUAUAAUUCAAGUAUGUAUAUAGCCAAGUAGUUGACCUCCU
Brassica napus (rape) is the source of this 4686-nucleotide messenger RNA. RefSeq lists its product as uncharacterized. NCBI's taxonomy places the organism in Eukaryota, Viridiplantae, Streptophyta, Magnoliopsida, Brassicales, Brassicaceae. The coding region runs from base 326 to 3391 and encodes 1021 amino acids. The transcript has 6 exons. The record is from RefSeq and is a predicted model, not a curated record.